Molecule: messenger RNA, 2751 nt
Organism: Galeopterus variegatus (Sunda flying lemur)
Lineage: Eukaryota; Metazoa; Chordata; Mammalia; Dermoptera; Cynocephalidae
Gene: CLCN1
Product: chloride channel, voltage-sensitive 1
Exons: 22
Coding region: 1-2751 (916 amino acids)
Biological process (GO): chloride transport; transmembrane transport
Cellular component (GO): membrane
Molecular function (GO): voltage-gated chloride channel activity
Source: RefSeq, a predicted model, not a curated record
AUGAAGGCCAUCACAGACCAAGACGAGUCCAGGUUGAAGAAUGGAUGGAAAGAACAUGGGGAUGGGCGGACAACGAUUUAUGGCCAUCACAAGGAACAUCUCUCAGACGAGGAGCAGGACAUGGGGAUGCCCAAGAAGACGGGCUCUAGUUCUACUAUGGACAGCAGGGAUGAGGAUCACUAUUCUAAAUGUCAAGAUUGUGUCCGCCGCCUGGGACGCAUGGUGAGAAGAAAGUUAGGGGAAGACUGGAUCUUUCUGGUGCUUCUGGGCCUGCUGAUGGCUCUGGUCAGCUGGAGCAUGGACUAUGUCAGUGCCAAGAGCCUGCAGGCCUACAAGUGGACCUACGCCCAGAUGCGGCCCAGCCUUCCUCUGCAGUUCCUGGUCUGGGUCACCUUCCCGCUCAUUCUCAUCCUCUUCAGUGCCCUCUUUUGUCACCUCAUCUCUCCCCAGGCUAUUGGCUCUGGAAUCCCUGAAAUGAAGACAAUACUUCGUGGAGUUGUUCUGAAGGAAUAUCUCACACUCAAGGCCUUUGUGGCCAAGGUUGUCGCCCUGACCGCUGGGCUGGGCAGUGGCAUCCCUGUGGGGAAAGAGGGCCCUUUCGUCCACAUUGCCAGCAUCUGUGCUGCUGUCCUCAGCAAGUUCAUGUCCAUGUUCUGUGGGGUGUACGAGCAGCCAUACUAUUACUCUGAUAUCCUGACGGUGGGCUGUGCUGUAGGAGUUGGCUGUUGUUUCGGGACACCACUUGGAGGAGUGCUGUUCAGCAUCGAGGUCACCUCUACCUACUUUGCCGUUCGGAACUACUGGAGAGGAUUCUUUGCAGCCACGUUCAGUGCCUUUGUGUUCCGCGUGCUGGCGGUGUGGAACAAGGAUGCUGUCACCAUCACUGCUCUGUUCAGAACCAAUUUCCGAAUGGAUUUUCCCUUUGACCUGAAGGAACUCCCAGCCUUUGCUGUCAUUGGCCGCCUUCUGUAUCCUGGAAUUGUCACCUUCAUCAUCGCCUCGUUCACCUUUCCACCAGGAGUGGGUCAAUUCAUGGCUGGAGAGUUGAUGCCCCGGGAAGCCAUCAGUACCCUGUUUGACAACAAUACAUGGGUAAAACAUGCAGGUGACCCUGAGAGCCUGGGCCGGUCAGCUGUGUGGAUUCACCCCCAGGUCAACGUUGUCAUCGUCAUCUCACUCUUCUUUGUCAUGAAGUUCUGGAUGUCCAUCGUGGCCACCACUAUGCCCAUACCCUGUGGAGGCUUCAUGCCUGUGUUUGUGCUAGGAGCUGCAUUUGGAAGGCUGGUAGGAGAGGUCAUGGCCAUGCUAUUCCCUGAUGGUAUUUUAUUUGAUGACAUCAUCUACAAGAUCCUGCCUGGGGGGUAUGCAGUAAUUGGAGCAGCAGCACUGACCGGUGCCGUGUCCCAUACAGUCUCCACAGCUGUGAUUUGCUUUGAAUUAACGGGUCAGAUUGCACACAUCCUACCCAUGAUGGUGGCUGUUAUCUUGGCCAACAUGGUGGCUCAGAGCCUGCAGCCCUCCCUCUAUGACAGCAUCAUCCAGGUCAAGAAGCUACCCUACUUGCCUGACCUUGGUUGGAACCAGCUCAGCAAAUUUACAAUCUUUGUUGAGGACAUCAUGGUACGUGAUGUGAAGUUUGUUUCGGCUUCUUGCACAUAUGGGGAAUUGCAAACCCUGCUCCAGACCACGACAGUCAAGACUUUACCACUGGUUGAUUCAAAAGAUUCCAUGAUCCUGCUGGGCUCCGUGGAGCGCGCAGAGCUGCAGUCCCUCCUGCAGCGCCACCUGUGUCCCGAGCGGAGGCUGCGCGCAGCUCAGGACCUGGCGCGGAAGCUGUCGGAGCUGCCUUACGACGGGCGGGCGCGUCUGGCCGCGGAGGGGCUCCCGGGGGGCCGGCCCGAGUCCUUCGCCUUCGUGGAUGAGGAUGAGGACGAGGACCUCCCCGGGAAGACUGAGCUGCCUGCUCCUCCUCCUCCUCCUCACCCCUUUCCUACUGCGACACCGAGCCCCGAAGAGCCCAAUGGACCCCUGCCCAACCACAAACAGCAGCCAGAAGCAGCAGAGCCUUCAGGUCAAAGACUCUCCAUCUUCCAGUCCCUGCUGCGCUGCUUACUGGGCAGAGCUCGCCCCACGAAGAAGGCAACCCAGGAUUCAACGGACUUAGUGGACACCAUGUCACCUGAAGAGAUUGAGGCCUGGGAGCAGGAGCAGCUGGGCCAGCCUGUCUGUUUUGAUUGCUGCUGCAUUGACCAGUCCCCCUUCCAGCUGGUGGAGCAGACGACGCUGCACAAGACUCACACGCUGUUCUCGCUCCUUGGCCUUCACCUUGCUUAUGUGACCAGCAUGGGGAAACUCAGGGGCGUCCUGGCCCUGGAGGAGCUACAGAAGGCCAUCGAGGGGCACACCAAGUCUGGGGUGCAGCUCCGCCCUCCCCUUGCCAGCUUCCGGAACACAACUUCAACUCGAAAGAGCACUGGAGGACCACCCCCGCCUGCAGAGGGCUGGAGCCUGCCUGAGGAUGGGCCUGGGGCCACUGGAGCAGGGGGUGUGGCUCCUGCCUCUCCAGAGAGCCCCAUGCCACCUCCUUCCCCAAAGCCCCCUUUCUCCCUGGCCCCGGCAAACGUGGAAGGUGAGCUGGAGGAGAUGGAGCUGGUGGAGAGUCCAGGGCCGGAGGAGGAACUGGCUGACAUCUUGCAGGGCCCCAGUCUGCGAUCGACUGAUGAGGAGGACGAGGAUGAACUGAUCCUCUGA